This is a messenger RNA of Drosophila busckii, 595 nucleotides long. Its product is annotated as vesicle transport protein GOT1B. The transcript has 5 exons. Bases 108 to 530 code for a protein of 140 amino acids. Gene Ontology annotation, biological process: retrograde transport, endosome to Golgi; endoplasmic reticulum to Golgi vesicle-mediated transport. NCBI's taxonomy places the organism in Eukaryota, Metazoa, Arthropoda, Insecta, Diptera, Drosophilidae. Gene Ontology annotation, cellular component: endoplasmic reticulum; membrane. The record is from RefSeq and is a predicted model, not a curated record.
UUCGUUCUUUAACAUGAAACAUUUGGUGUUUACGUGGAAUAAACUUAUACAGAGUAGUAUACUUUAAAUGCACAUUUAAUACCAAAAACAAAGAAACACACAACAAAAUGAUUGAGAUUACAGAUCUUCAAAAAAUUGGCAUCGGCUUAGCUGGCUUUGGCAUAUCUUUCUUAUUUCUUGGCAUGCUGCUGCUCUUCGACAAAGGCUUACUUGCAAUAGGAAAUAUAUUAUUCAUAUGUGGAUUGGGCUGUGUAAUUGGCGUUGAGCGAACUUUGCGCUUCUUCUUUCAACGUCAUAAAAUCAAAGGCACAACCGCCUUCUUUGGCGGCAUUGUGAUCGUGCUGUUGGGAUUCCCCAUAAUUGGCAUGAUCAUUGAAUCCUAUGGAUUUUUUGCUUUAUUCAGCGGCUUUUUCCCUGUUGCCAUCAAUUUCCUCGGCCGUAUUCCGGUUUUAGGAUCACUUUUCAAUUUACCCAUAAUGCAAAAGAUUGUUCAAAAACUUGGCGGCGACGGCAAUCGAACAACGGUAUAAUUGUUAUAGACAUUUAAAUUAUACGGGAAUAUUUUUGUAUAAAUUAAUAAAAUUUUUUGUUGUGU